Drosophila pseudoobscura is the source of this 1313-nucleotide messenger RNA. It is a transcript of the gene slf, whose product is annotated as C-type lectin domain-containing protein slf. Bases 131 to 829 code for a protein of 232 amino acids. The transcript is spliced from 3 exons. The record is from RefSeq and is a predicted model, not a curated record. Lineage: Eukaryota; Metazoa; Arthropoda; Insecta; Diptera; Drosophilidae.
UCGACUAUAAAACACUUUGCUGCUGCCAAUUGACUUUUGUUUUCGUUUGCGUCUGGUCUCGUCUGGUUGUCUCCCUUUGAAAGAGUGGACAAUACAGCGGUGUGAAGUGUUACCCGAAAAGCAAGCAAAGAUGAAAGUCACUUUGGCGAUAGCGGCUUUCUGCGUGGUGGUGGCCUGCGGCAAUGCGGCCAGAACCACCACAACGACCACAGCGACCAAGCCGGGUCGCUUCCUCUCACUGCCCGUGCCCGCCAAGUGCGCCAGCCGCCCCAAGGAGUUCUCCUACCGCGGCAAAAACAUGUUCCUAACCACCCACGUGCCCGCUUUGGCCAACAAGAAGGUCGACUGGCUGGAUGGCCGUAACCUGUGCCGCGAAUACUGCAUGGACCUGGUGGCUUUGGAGACCCAAGAGAAAAACAAUCUGAUCUUCCGUGUGAUCCAGCAGAACGACGUCCCAUACAUCUGGACAGCGGGCCGCAUCUGUGACUUUGCUGGCUGCGAGAACCGUCCCGAUCUGGAGCCCAAGAGCGUCUAUGGAUGGUUCUGGUCCGCAACCCGCGAGAAGAUCCAGGCCACCAACCGCAUUCCUCAGGGAUGGGGCUACAAUCCCUGGUCGCAGACCGGCCACAAGAAGCGUCCACAGCCCGACAAUGCCGAGUACGAUAUCAACCAGACCAAGGAGCAGUGUCUGUCCGUGCUGAACAACGUCUACAACGAUGGCAUCGCAUGGCACGAUGUUGCCUGCUACCACGAGAAGCCCGUAAUCUGUGAGGACAACGAGGAGCUGCUGCGCUAUGUGGCUGCCACAAAUCCUGGCAUUCGUCUAUAAGAAGGUCGUGUUGUUUGCCUAAUUUUAAAGCUACUUAUUAUAAUAUUCCUUAAACGAGUUUUUGUAUAAUUUUUGUUUGUAUGUGUACGACGAAAACGGAAGAAAGCAAGACAAAUAGACUUUAGAAUUUAUAAUUUCCGAUCUUACCACCUACAUGCACACUACCACCACAUAUGUAUAUGUGCUCCUUCUCUCACCCCCAGCACGCACUCGUACUCCCUUCCCUUAUACUAUAUUUCACUUUAUCGUUCCGAAACUGCCAAUUUUACACGUAGAACCCCCUUCCGUGGUAAACAAUUGAGUCGAUUUCCGACCACUGCACACACAAAGUGACGAAAUAUUUAUACUGGACCUUUGCUCUUACUUUCAUCUAUACAACACAUUGAAAUUGAAUCUCUUUAGUAUUCUUGUUUGAGACACUCAUAUUUCCACCUCCUCCCAUAAAGAGAUUGAAUAAAAUUUUGUAAAGUCCCAUAAAACAAAA